Messenger RNA from Portunus trituberculatus (swimming crab), 17436 nucleotides. RefSeq lists its product as uncharacterized. Gene Ontology annotation, cellular component: extracellular region; extracellular matrix. The coding region runs from base 594 to 16883 and encodes 5429 amino acids. The record is from RefSeq and is a predicted model, not a curated record. Lineage: Eukaryota; Metazoa; Arthropoda; Malacostraca; Decapoda; Portunidae. Gene Ontology annotation, molecular function: protein binding; chitin binding. The transcript has 90 exons.
GUCGAUGGGCGUGUUUAGCUUCCGGUUACGAGUACAUACAUGCCUCUCAAUUUUUCGUUCAGCGUCGUGCAGCCCUUGUUUAGUUUGGUGGCUCCUGACCUGACUGUGGCGAGCACUGAGCAUCGCUCAGGAAGGGGGAGGAGGGAGCCGCAAAGAGAGUAGUCUCGGCGGGUUUGGCGGGGGCUCGCACUAAAUAUGCGUUACGAAACGGAUUUUAGAAAUGUCUGGCUCAGACCCCAUUAGAUAAAUGAAUUCGGGUUAGGCAGGACGUGGUAACACGUGAGAGAGUCCACGUGAGUGUUUAUGGAGAUAGGGGAGGCGGCCAUGGUCAUCGAGUAGAGGAGAGUUGCAUGUAGCUGGAAAAGUGGUGAUAGCAUCCGUGUUGGGGCAACGCAGGACAACGCUUACUGCUGGCCGCAGUGGUCACUCUGCUCCUCCGAGCCGUCCUGCCAACACCAUCCCGCGUCGUCUCACUUCAGUCGUGCACGCACCACCUCCACUGUAAACUUUUGAGUUCUCCUCAAAGGCUAUGAAGCACUCGUAACUGCAGCGUUCGGGAGUUUGUCAUCAAGCGGGGGGGCGUCGCUCCCUGCAUGGCCACCCUCAGCAUGGUGGCCUUCUUUUCCAGUCGGAGAGUGAGCCUGGCUGGCUCCCUCUUGGCCCUCAAGCCCUGCCUGUUGCUGCUGUUUCUGGCAGGACCCACCUUCGCCGGCAUGUCCAAGAACUUUCUGGGCAACAACAACUUUAAUCCCCAAGACCAAAUGCAGAGGACAUUCUACCCGACGGAGCAGUUCAGCAGAUACCGACGGAACUACCUUGAUGACGAGUCAUCGCCGUUCCCGGGCUAUCCCGGGUUCUCUGGAACGGCAUCCUUCAGAGGUGGAAAAGGUGGAAGAAAAGGUGGACCACGAGUUGGGAGUGGAUCCAGGGGUUCGGCCUCCUUCCCUGGCUUUGGAGGAGGUCCUGACGCUUUCCUGGAGGAGGCCACAACAGAGCGGAUUGCACCAGAAGAUGACAGCAUGGCAUCCUUCCAGUUCAACGGCAUGUCAGAUUUCAGCUCUCUGCUGGGAGGGUCUGGGGGACCCCGGCCACCUGGUGCCAGUCAGGUCGGUGUCUCUGGGUCUUCCUUCGGCUUUCCUGAUGGCCCCUCUAACACAUUCGGCAAUCGUGACUCUCCUCCUGGGUUCUUUAGUUCUGGAAGCACCUUUGACACAAGACCAGCGGCAGGGAGACCUGGAGUACCGGGACCUGCGCGUCCCGGUGGAGCCGCAGAGGGAGGAGCCUCUGUCUUUACUGGGUCUGGUCAAGGCGGUGUGUUGCGUCUUCCUUCCACGGGAUCUAGUUUCCCUCGCUUCGGCGGAUCUCAGAACUCAUUUUUCGGUGGAGACAAUAGUGGAAGCUCUCCUAACAGGUCCCCGAACUCCAACGGCUUCAUGAGCCCCUUCCUGCCAUCUUUUUCUGAGCCUAAUAGUGGCUUCAGUAAUGCAGGCAACAGUCCCUUUGGCUCACCAGGGACUAGGCCUUUUGGAUCUCCUGGGGGUGGUAGUCGAUUACCUCCAGCAAAUAGGGGCUUCAAUUUUCCAACUGACGUACAGUUUCCUAACUUAUUAUCCCAGAACCUUGGUGAUCCUUUGGAUGGAGGACCUUACGGCAUUCCUGAUGAAUUAAGGGUCUUGUUCGGCGACCUCUCCACUACCGUCAAGCCGCCUCUGAGAGUGACUUCAGCAGAAGACACCGACAGAGUGUUUCCGGGCAAUGACGAUCGCGAACCAGACAACGAAGACGAAGACUAUGGAGAAGGACAUGAAGAUGUUUUGCGUGAAAGAAUACCACUCAAUUUUAAGAGCAACUUCCGGCGACCUCUUGAGCCUAACCGAGCCUGCAACACUGAGCCUUCCCCACCGCGUAAUGGACGGAUCGACUGCUCCUCUUACUCUGGCUGCCGCGCCGUCUGUGAUACCCGCUACCAGUUCCCGACGGGCGAGCGACGCUUUUUUUUGCGCUGUGACGACGGCGAGUGGGUAGUUGCAGGCGGUAACCGAGGCGAACACAUGCCCGACUGUGAACCCAUCUGCCGGCCGCCAUGCCAGAACAACGGCAUUUGCUUGGCGCCCAACACGUGCCAAUGUUCUGACAACUGGAGUGGCCUCACCUGCGAGACACCUAAGCUUCCGCCACGCCAGGAGUGCUCCAUGAAACCUCCGACUCCCGCCAAUUCUAAGAUCUUCUGUGGCAACAAUGAGUGCAACGCGCGGUGCCACGAGGGUUAUCACUUCGCUGAGGGCAUGACGCGGCUUUCCUUCAUGUGCGAGGACGGCGACUGGGUGAUCAGGCACGAGAUGUUUGCUGGCACCAACCCUGAUUGUGAACCCAUUUGUGAUCCUGCGUGUCUGAAUGGCGGCAGCUGCAUUGCUCCUGAUCUGUGCCAGUGUCUAGAGGAUUACCGCGGAGAUUACUGCCAAUACCCGAUCAGCAACUGUGACCCGAAGAAGAUGGGUUUCAACGGAGGCCACAACUGCUCCGGCAAAGACAUGAUGUUCGGUUGUGAGCUUUGGUGUCCACCCCCUAUCCAGUUUGAAUUUCCCGCCGCCGAAUUCUACACUUGUGAUUACGCAACGAGUACUUGGUCCCCAUCCCCCAUUCCCAUGUGCGACUAUGAGGCCUUCCGAGAAAUGGAGGAGAACAACCCACCGCCCAUAGAACACGAAGGAUUAGUGGGUGAACAUCGGCCCACUGCACCGCCUGUAACAGAAGCUCCUCCGCCGGCCGUUAGGAAACUCCCGGGCACCUGCUUCACCUGGUCCAACUCCCACUACAAGACCUUCGACGGCAAGGUGUACAGUUUCGAGAGCACCUGUCCCUACACAUUCCUGAGGGAUGUGACUCACGGCACCUUCAGCGUCAACCUGCGCAGCACCCCGAACUGCGAGGGAGUUUCAUGCAACAGAACCAUCCAAAUGUUCCUCGAGGAUGAAGAGUACGUUCUGGGACUUUCAGAGAAUGGUCAGCCGAGCCUCGAAUAUAAGGACACGAGCCUGGCUAUCCCGGGACACAUGAACGGCGUGGUGUCCGAGCGGGUGGCCCACUUCGUUGUCCUCAAGGUGUCUGGCCUCGGCCUCACCCUCAAGUGGGACAUGAAGAACCUGGUGGUGGCGGACGUGAGCGAGGUUUUAUGGAACAGGACUGGAGGUCUGUGCGGUCAGCGGGACGGCAAACAGGACAAUGAUUGGAGCCACGCUGAUGGUUCCACUGAGUACAGCCUCAGCGCCUUCGUGCAGGGGUGGCAGGCCAAACUUAUCGGAGAGCGUUGCCUGGACCAGCCCCACGUGAGGCACCCCUGCAGCCGCCCUUCACCCACAGACCCUGCCGUCACUUUCUGCUCCCGCCUCCAGACAGACCCGAAGUUCGCUGACUGUCGCCAGGUGGUGGACGUGGAACCUUUCGUGAGGGCAUGUCGCUGGGAUUACUGUAGCUGCCGAAAUCAGAACCGAGAGGGUUGCGCCUGCAGUUCCUUGGACGCCUUCUUCAGGGAGUGUGCAAGUGUCGGGAUGACUGUCCCAGGCGGGUGGCGCUCCCAGGACCUCUGCCCUAUGACGUGCAGCAAUGGCAAGGUGUACAAUCCCUGUAUGUCAGCCAUCCAGGCGCGGUGCGGACAGCCAGCGGAGACUGUGCAGCCAGAUUUCUGUGUGGAGGGCUGCGACUGUCCCCCAGGACUUGUCCUCCAUGGGGAUGUCUGUGUGCGGGCGGAGGACUGCCCGUGUACCUACCAUGACAAAGAGUACAACGCUGGUGACAGCAUUCCCAACGACUGCAACUCCUGCACGUGUCUGGGCGGCAAGUGGGUGUGCACGGAUAUCAAGUGUGGCUCUCGGUGUGCUGUGGUGGGCGACCCUCACUACACCACCUUCGACGGCCGACACUAUGACUUCAUGGGCAAGUGUUCCUACUACCUGGUGCAAGCCACGGACGUGAGCAUCGAGGCUGAAAACACUCCCUGUGCUGGCUCCAUCUCCGAGGAUAUGAACUUCCCUGCCUCCAUCAUGGGUCAGUUCCCGUCCUGCACCAAGUCCGUCACCGUGCGCGUGGACGGCACCGUGAUCCGUUUGAAGCAGAAGGGGGAGGUGACGGUGAAUGGCGUGGAGCUGAAGGACCUGCCAGCGUGGGUGAACGGAGUCUACAUCAAGAGAGCCUCCAGUCUUUUCAUCAUGGUGGAGUUGAGCAACGGCCUGGACGUGUGGUGGGACGGCCAGACCAGAGUAUAUGUCGACGCGCCAGCAGACUUCCGAGGCGAGACUGCUGGACUUUGCGGAACCUUCACAGACAACCAGCGAGAUGACUUCCUCACUCCCCAGGGUGACAUUGAGCAGAACGCCAUCGCCUUCGCCAAUAAGUGGAAGACUUCUGAGCGAUGUGAGAACCAAGCUCAGGCAGAGGAAUCACGCCCCUGUGAGACUCAUGUGCAGAACAAAGCUGUGGCAGAAAAGUUUUGUGCCAAGAUCAAGUCCAGUUUGUUUGCCAAAUGCCACCUGGAAGUAGACCCAGAACCCUACUACCGAGACUGCAUGCAUGACAUGUGUUCCUGCGAGACAAAGCUGGAUGGCUGUCUGUGCCCGAUUCUAGCAGCGUACAGCAAGGAGUGUGCCAGGAAGGGUAUCACCAUUGACUGGCGGGCAGAGGUCCGCGAAUGUGGUAUUCACUGUACUGGUGGACAAAAGUACCAAGUUUGUGGCAACAGCUGUGCACGCACCUGCCUCGAUCUUGCCACCAAUGUUGACUGUCAGAGGAAAUGUGUUGAAGGCUGCAACUGUUUGGAAGGUUUCUCUCUGGACAGCAGUGGCAUCUGUGUGCCCAUCACUGAGUGCCCAUGUGUGUACCAGGCCAAGGAGUACAAACCUGGCUAUGAGAUGAUGCAAAUUCAGCCUGAUGGGACCUAUCGUGUCUGUGAGUGUUACAACACGGACUGGAACUGCUGGGAGCCACGAGGCAAUGAGUCUGUGGCGCGCCCACCACAGGUCCAGUGUAAGAGCCAUGAGGUGUAUGUGGACUGCCUGCCAGAAGAGGAAAACACUUGCCAGACAAUGCAUUUGCGACCAGUUCCAAGUGAGUUGUGUCGGCCAGGAUGCGUGUGUGCCCAAGAGUAUGUGAGGAACACAGACACAGGCAUCUGCAUUCCUCAUAACUCGUGUCCCUGUCACCAUGGCGGCCGUUCUUACAGUGAAGGCGAUGUUUUAAAUGAUCAGUGCAACACUUGCAAGUGUGAAAGUGGACAGUGGUUGUGCACAGACACACCUUGCCCUGGCAUCUGCACUGCCUGGGGAGAAUCUCACUACAAGACCUUUGAUGGCCGUCUGUAUGACUUCCAUGGUACCUGUGACUACCUGCUGGCCAAGGGAAAGGCUAGCCGUGCUGACACAUUCGAGGUUACAAUACAGAAUGUGCCUUGUGGUACGAGUGGAGUGACAUGUGCCAAAUCUAUCACAUUGAGAGUUGGCUCAGGAGACACACAAGAAGUUGUUGAAUUUUCCCGCAAUAAACCUCCACCCACCAAAAACAUGACACGAAUAAUUAUUCGUGAAGCGGGACUGUUUGUGUUUGCUGAAGUGUCAGAUAUGGGUCUGGUGUUGCAGUGGGAUCGAGGCACAAGAGCCUAUCUGCGUGUUGAUCCUCAGUGGCAAGGCAAGGUACAAGGGCUGUGUGGAAACUUCAAUGGGGAUGACCAGGAUGACUUCCAGACUCCAGCAGGAGGCUCCAGUGAGGUGUCUGUUAAGAUAUUUGGUGAUUCAUGGCGACUUCAAAACUACUGUCCUGACAGCAUUCUCAUUAAGGAUACUUGCAGUCUCCAUCCCCAGAGGAAAGUCUGGGCAACAGAAAGAUGUGCCAUCCUGAAAACUGACUCCUUUUCUCGUUGUCAUUCAGAGGUGCCAGUGGAGCCUUACUUAGAGAGAUGCCAGUUUGAUGCCUGUGGCUGUGAUACAGGUGGGGACUGUGAGUGUCUGUGCACUGCUAUAGCAGCUUAUGUGCAUGAGUGUAGCAUCCACAAUGUGUACAUCAAGUGGCGCACGCCUGAAAUCUGCCCUAUGCAGUGUGAUGAAUCCUGUGAACACUAUGAGCCAUGCAUCCCCACUUGCCCCUUGGAGACCUGUGAUACUCUCCUGGAUCCUGCUGCUCCUCUCUGCACCCAGGAUGCUUGUGUGGAAGGAUGUGCCCGAGACGUGUGUCCCCCUGGCCAGGUGCACAAAAGUGCCACAGACUUGGAUUGUGUUCCUAAGGCUGAUUGUGAAAAGAAGUGCAUGGAAGUGGAUGGGGAAGUGUUUAUGGAGGGUGACAUCAUCUCUCAGGAUGAUUGUCACACUUGCACAUGUUCAAGAAAGAAGAAGAUAUGUCGAGGGACACCAUGUACCACCACCACUUCCUCUACCACACGUGGCCCCAUCCCCUCUACCUCAACAACCAGCUCCACUUACAUACCUGGUCGUGUGACAACACCUUAUGUCACCACACCUGGCCCUGAGGAGGAGUUUUGUAGAAAUGGCUGGACAGAAUGGCAAAGUGAUGACAAACCAAUCAUAUUCAGGAAGAAUUCUGAUGUAGAACCUGUGCCCGAAAGAAUAUGGAAGAGCAAAAGUAGUCAAGGAUUCUGCUCCCAGAGUCAAAUGGUGGACAUUAAGUGCCGUGCCAUUGGGACGCACCGGCCACACACUGACCAACCCGGCGUGACUUGCCUGCUCAAUGAGGGACUCUUCUGCGAAGGAAAAGAUGAUGCCAUGGCUGAGGAUGCCUGCUGGAACUAUGAGGUGGCCUUCCUAUGUGACUGCAGUCUCUCAACUGUUCAGCCACCAAUCCUAACUACCCCAGCCACACCAGCCACUCCUCCUCCAGCUGUGACACCUUCUGUACCACCUGUUACUGAGGAGCUUGAAGAACCCUACACCUGUGAGGAAGAAGGCUGGAGUGAGUGGUAUAACCUCCACUCUCCUGACUCUGAUGGAGAAUUUGAGUCUCUCUCUGAUAUUCGUAAGACAUACUCGCUGUGUCCAGACCACUACAUCUCUGAAGUUGAGUGUCGUCCAGUACAGGGUGGAGAAAUGGAGCCUAUAUUCACUUGUAACAAGCGUGGUGCCAUGUGCAGGAAUAAUGGGGAGAUGCAGUACUGUCAGGACUAUGAGGUGCGAGUUUUCUGCCAAUGUGAAUGUCAGGAUGGCCUUGGUAUGGAAAAUUAUGUAAUUCCUGAUGACCAGAUCACUGCCUCCUCCCUCAAGACACCAGAUGACAAGCCCCACGCUGCACGGCUCAAUGCAGACUGGGCCUGGACUGCUGAGGAAGACACCAAGCCUGAGGGAGAGCCACUGCUCUCAGAGUGGCUUCAGAUUGACCUUGUUGAAGUUAAAGAGGUGACUGGUGUGGUAACUCAAGGACAUCCACAUUACAACCAGUAUGUUAAGAAUUUUGUUGUCCAGUUCUCAGAAACAGGACUAACAUGGGAGGAUGUUAUGGAACCAGAAGAUACCUAUGCCAAACAAUUCCAAGGGAACACAGACUCAUCAACACCAGUGACAAACCUGUUCCCUGAACCAGUGUUUGCCCGCUAUGUCAGGAUUGUUCCCACUGAUUUCCAUUCAGCCAUUUCUCUCAGGGUUGAACUCAAGGGCUGUGAUAUUAAGGAAGUAACAACAACUCCUCGAACAGUUACUACACCCACGGAGUGCAUUGAUGGUUGGACAGAGUGGAUGAAUACACACACACCAGGUCCUGGAGACUGGGAUGAUAGAGAUGACCUUGAUACACUAUCUGAGAAGUACACAUUCUGUGCUCCACACAUGAUUGUGGCUUCAGAAUGCCGGGCAGUGGGUAAUGUCUCACCACCUGACCAGUACAGCAUUGUUUGUAAUAUAAAUAAUGGUCUCCAGUGUAAUGAUGAUCUCCAGGGACCAGAACAUUGUUAUGACUAUGAAAUGAGAGUCUUGUGUGACUGUUCUCUUAGCACAACUCCUCCACCCAUUGUGACUGAGGAGCUCACUACUACCUCUGGAAUUGUUCCACCCAUACCUCCAUAUCAGGAAACUUGCUCUUAUUCUUCUCCACAGAUCAAAGAACAUGAAGAAGACUGUCGUAAGUUUUAUGAGUGUGCACCAACACUCACUGGAAUGAAAUAUGUAGAGAAAGAGUGUGGCCCCGGCACAUUCUUCAAUCCAAGGCACUCUGUUUGUGAUUUUGAAUAUAAUGUCAUCCGUAUAAAGCCAGAAUGUAAACACCGUGUAACACCACCACAUGUGGUUGCUACCACAACCCCAGUACCAUGCAUUGGAGACUUCUGGACAGAAUGGUUCAAUGUCUCCCAUCCAGCCAUUGAUGGUGGUGACUUUGAAACUUUCGAAAACAUCCGCAGGGCAGGAUUGGAAAUUUGUGAUAAUGAGUACAUCACAGAUGUGCAGUGCCACUUUAUGAAGGUGCAAGGUUCCAGAUCUCCCAGUAAAGGUCGCAGCAAAGGCCGUAGCAAAGGCCGUAGCAAGGGAGGUCGCAAGGGCUACAAGGGUGGAGGUCGCUUAGACAGACUUACAUAUGGACGUGCAGAUUUCAGCCAGAGCAAAGACCGCUUUGUGCAGUGUUCCAGGACAUCUGGGCUCAGCUGCCGCAGUUCUCAGUGUGAAGAUUAUGCCAUCAGAGUCAGAUGUUCCUGUGAGGCAACCAGAACCACUCCGGCUGUUCCUCUCACUACACAACCUUCAGAAGGACUCUUCACAACCCCAGCCAUCCCAACAACAACACCAGAAGUAGUCUCAGAGUGUCCUCAGGGUCAGGUGUAUGUUCCAAAUGCUAUUCCCUGCAUGCGUGUUUGUGCCUACUACCGGUACUUCCUUAGACAGAAUGGCAUUUGUCAGCAUGAUGGAGAGUAUGCACCAGCCUGCUUGGAACCAAGAAAGCGUGAGGUGUGUCCACCCAACCAAUACCUCCGGGACAAGGACACUUGUGUUGCUCUUCAAGACUGCAACUGCCGCCUUCCUAAUGGACAAGCUGCCCCGCCGGGCCGACCCAUUCCUGUGGAUCAUUGUGAGGUGUGUCAGUGUGUCAACAACUUGCUGAUGUGUGACAAAUCUGCCUGCAUUACUACUACUGAAUCUGUCUACAAUGUGACCAGUGAACCUCAGUUCAUUUGUAGCCGUUGGAGUUCAUGGGUGAGUUUGUCCUCACCCAGUGAAGGUAAUGAACAGGAGCUGAUUGCCGACUUGCAGAAAGUAUCUCUCAGAAAGUGUCGUGAAUAUGGCAGAAUACAGUGCAGAGUGCGAGGCAGUCAUGAAUCCAUUGCUGAAGCAGGCCAAGUUGCCACCUGUGAUCUACAGACAGGCCUUGUGUGUCAAGGUUCACAAAAUCCUGAGGGUUGCAAGGACUAUGAGGUUCGUGUGUUCUGCAUAUGUAAUGACAAAGACUGGGACAGCUCCUACUUAACCAUGCCCCCUACAGUGCCAUCCACCACCACACACUAUCCUUAUCCACCACUAUUGAAUGUCACCACAGAAAGACCGUCUCAUGAUAAGUGUCCUGAGACUAUGAGGCAUGAACAGUGUGCUAUGCCAUGUAACAGGAUCUGCAUGUACUACCAGUCCAUACUAAAAGAAGAGGGCUGGUGCUUGAGUGAGGAAAACUGUGCUCCAGGCUGUGUGGAGCCAAACAGGGAUAUGACAUGUCCACCUGGCAUGUUUGGAAUCAAUCAGGAAGAAUGUGUCCAGGUGGCUGACUGUAACUGCCGCCUCUCCAAUGGACAAGCUUUGCCGCCUGAUGUAGAAUACCAAGUGAGUGAGUGUGAGCUGUGUAGAUGCAAGAACAAUGCUCUGCUAUGUUCUCGCAUCCCAGACUGUGAGGAGCCAAGCACUAAGUCCACCACGUUAGAAGUGAUCACCUUGACUACACCCUCAACCACCACCUUUGAGCCGGAGAGUCAGAUUGUUCUCAAGCCAGUGUGCAACAGCUGGUCGCCUUUCUACAAGAAGGAGCGGGAGUCUGAGGGAUUGAUCUUGAGUCUUGAAAUGCUUCGUACGCGUGAAGAGUUUCUGUGCGAGAAUCCCAUAAAUGCCACCUGCAGGGAGGCUGCACUCAAAAUUCCUGCCUCUGAUCUUAACCAAACUCUGACCUGUGAUGCUGUCGAGGGUCUCAAAUGCCUUGAUCUAGAAAAUAAGGAAAACUGUUACAAUUAUGAAAUUUCCUUCUACUGCUUCUGUGAAGAGGUUUCCACCCCACCACCUCGUGUAUCUUCUGUGGGCCCCACCACCACAUUAGCUCCAUGUGACUCUUGGUCACCAUGGAUCAACACAGCUAAGCCAUGGCAAGCCGAUGGAGACACAGAGUACAGAUCACUUGAGCAACUCCAGGAGGAAUACAACUUCUGUCUGCAGGGUCAACUGGCAGACAUUGAAUGUGUGGAGGCUGCCAGCGGUGCCAACACUGGGGCAGACGUGGGUCUCAGCUGUGAUGUGCGUUUUGGUUUCCGAUGCACCAACUCGGCUCAGGAGCGUGGUAGCUGUUUGGACUACAAGAUUAGAUACUACUGCACUUGUGAGACCACAACAGUAAUCACAACCAUUAUGCCAGAGUUCACCACACCCCUUCCAAAAUGUUACCCUGACAAAUACAUUAACCUGCUGAAGAAUGUAGAUGACUUUGCCUUCUCCUCAACUCCUGCACGGAGCACCAUGUACGGACCAGCCAGUGCACGACUUUACAACCCAGAUGGCAGUCUUUCUACAUCAGGUUGGUCUCCACUGCGCAACAACUGGGACCAAUUCUUAGAGGUGAACUUGGGCUCAGUGACACCAGUGUAUGGCUUAGUGGUGGCUGGCAACCCCCUUACUCGAGAAAGAAUCACCGCCUUCAAUGUGCAGUACUCCAAGGAUGACACCAUCUGGACAGACCUACCCACUGAUCCCAUGGAUCCCUCAAGCCCACCCAAGGUUUUCCAAGGUCCACUCAGCCCAGUAGAGGAGAAGCAGCUAAUAUUUGACAACCCCAUUGAGAUGCAGUACCUCAGGAUUAAGCCUACCAAUUGGUACCGUGCCAUAGCCCUGCGAUUGGAGGUGAUAGGCUGUGAGCUCCCGAUGGUUCCCACAACAUCAACCACAACAGAACUUCCAAGGUGUGAUGAACCAAUGGGAGUUGAGAAUGGUGUGCUAUCUGACCUCCAGAUAGUAGUAUCAUCUGUUUUGGAUGACCGACAUGACUAUUAUGGGAAACAGAACAUUCGGCUCAACACUCAGCCAGAUUCAUACCUCUCAGCUGGGGUGUGGGUAGCAAAACCAAACCAAGACCAGUUUGUGAGGUUUGACUUCACUGAGCCAAGCUUGCUGUCUGGGGUGGUGACUCAAGGAAACCCUGGCUCCCCAGAGUGGGUGGAGUCUUUCACUGUUGGGUAUUCCCCCGAUGGUGAGAAUUGGAGUACCAUUAAGGAACCAGAUGGUACUGACAAGGUAUUCAUUGCAAACUUUGACAGCAACACUCCUGUGGAGAACAAAUUUAAUCGGUUGUUGAACACCCGUUUCCUCGAGUUGCGGCCCAAGCAAUGGGAUUCCAACAUUGCUCUAAGAGUGGAGGUGCUCGGUUGUUUCCAUCCUUAUCCUGAAGUGACUACUACACCAGCACCAGUCUUCACUACCACCCAGCCUCCUCCUCCUUACUGUGUAACAUGCCCUGGGUUGCCUGAAGAGUACUACACAACCUGCAUUCCUUGCACCUAUCAAGAUGAAUAUUUUGAUGGGCAGAACUGUGUCCCAUUAAGCCAGUGUCCAUGUUAUAAAGAUGGAAGCAGGUAUGAAGUGGGUCAAGUAUUUGAAAGUAAAGAAUGCAAGGAGUGUCAGUGUAUUCUAGGCGGUGAGACAUCCUGUGUCCCCAAGGAAUGCCCACCCUGUGAUAAUGAUGAGAAAUCAGUCAUAACUCCCACAUGUAACUGUGUAUGCAAGCCGUGCCCUCCUGGGACCAGACUGUGUCCUUCAAGCAACUUCUGCCUCAAUGAGACGUCAUGGUGUGAUGGUAUUGAGGACUGUCCUGAUGAUGAGCUGACAUGCACCACUCCAGUCCCAGAGAUUCCAUCAAUUUGCCCUACACCCUUCUGUCCUGAGCACUGGGAGGUGAAGGUACAUCCCUCCAAGGGUUUCUGCCCUAAGGUGAAGUGUGAGCCUCCACCAACUCCCUCAUUCUGUCCCAGCCCUAAGUGUCCACCAGGCUACACUGUUAUAGUCAAGCUCUCAGAAGCUGGCAACAACUGUCCAGAGUAUGAUUGCAAUCCUCCAAUACCCACUGAGCCAACCACAUGUCUUCCACCCACCUGUCCUGAUGGAUAUGAAGUGCAGGGUUCGGAUUAUAUGGACUACCUUGCUGAAGAAUUCCCACUGCAGACCCAACAGAGUGAUGCGGUGUGCUUCCAAUACAUCUGCAAGCCACCAGUGGAGCAACUCGAGAAUUGCUCAGAACCUGCUUGUCCAGAAAACUAUGAAAUCUUCUUUUCUGAUGUCAGCAUUCUAACAGAUCCUUGUCCUCAGUACGAAUGUGUCCCAGUAACACCAUCCACCCCACUGCCAUGCCCUGCCGUGGAGUGCCCCAACAACCUCACCAUCAUGUACAUCCACAGUGAAGACCGUUCCACCUGCCCACGUUAUACCUGUGUGCAAGUUACCACUAUCCCAUCAAUCACAACACCUUCCACUGUGCCUCCCAAGUGCCCACAAGACCAGCUUGAGAUUGCAAUUUGCAGCAUGAAUGAGGAGCUGUAUCGGGUGAACCCUGUGGAGGAAGAGUGUCCAAAGUAUGCAUGCAAGCCACUGGGCAGUCCUCCACCUAUUACUAGCACUACUAUGCCGAGUAAAGAACCAGUGCCCGAAUGCACUAUAGAGCGUCGCACCAUUUCUAGCUUUGGUAACACCAAUAUUGAUAUAGAGGUCUGCAACCACAUCUUGACUCAGGACAAGAUUAAUAAGGAUUGGAUGGUUGCAGUGCAUAGUAACUGUUCUGAGAAUGAUCAGUGUACCCAGUACCUCAGUAUCACUUUGGAGAAACAUGUACUCAUCAUCCAGCCAGACAUGCACAUUUCUUGGGAUGACCACAUCUACACAGUUGCACAGGCUCAGCGUAUUGGGACGUCCAGCAAAACUUUUGAUGUCUCUCGGGUUGGCAACACUGUCUAUUUUGAGUCUAAAAAGUUUGACUUCAGUGUGGAGUGGAAUGUGGAAAUGAACAUCAACAUCACACUUGGUGAAGAGCAAAUACAUCAGGUUGAAGGUCUGUGUGGCUUGCAUUCAGAUGGUCUAGAUAAAGAGAGGGUGAAACCUGAUGGGUCAAUAGCCCACAGCACUGAAGAAUUAAGUGAUUCCUGGAGUAUGGAAGGCGAUGAUUGUAAACCAAAAUGUUCACGUAAAAUGACCAGCAAAGCUUUUGAGUUAUGCAACAAAAUAAUGUUGGAACCAUUUACCGAGUGUCACAAGAUGGUUAACCCUUCACCCUUCAUCAAGAAUUGCUUUGAUACCAUGUGCGACUGUCUGGCCAGCAAGGGUGAUGAGGAGGAGUGCCGCUGCCAAGCACUCACCCACUAUGUCUCAAAGUGUCUAGAGAAGAAUCCUGAUGCUCCCAUUUCAGACUGGCGUAUUACCACAAAAUGCUACAAGGAAUGUGGUCCUGGGGAGAUCUACCAGGAUUGCUUCCGCUCAAAGUGUGAGAAACAGUGUGAGACACUUGAUGAAAGCCAGUGUCCAGAGGAGGGCUCCUGCACCCCAGGCUGUUUCUGUGCCCCUGGCUUGGUGCGCAAGGGUGAUCAGUGUGUUCCACCUGAACGUUGCCGUGACUGUGUGUGUGAGGGUUAUGGAGACCCACACUACACUACCUUUGAUCGUCUCAACUACACCUUCAAUGGAGAGUGUUCAUUUGUGGCAGCACGAGAUAAGAAUCCUCGUGGCCAACACAAGUUCCAGGUGAUCACAAACAACAAGCAGUGCACCCCUCAGCCAGUGACAGUAUGUACUGAUGCUGUCACCAUCUUAUAUGACAAUCAUGAAGUGCUCAUAGCAGCUAAGUCAUUAGCAGCAGGAGGGGUGCAAGUGACCGUUGACAAGGAGAUGAUGUAUGUCUUCCCAUACAGGUCCCCAUGGCUCUCCCUGGAACAGCCAGACUUAACACAGGUUAUGGCUGCCAUUCCUGAUAUACAACUAGAAGUGACCUAUUUCAUGGACAACUUUGGUUUUGCAAUUAGCCUUCCCUCAGCCCUCUACUUUAACAAGACAGAAGGACUGUGUGGUAAUUGCAACCAUAACAAAAAGGAUGACUUUUUGGCUCGUGAUACUGGCCUGGUUGAUACCGUGGAUGAAUUUGGACGCAGUUGGCUUCUGGAGGGUGAACCAGCAAGCUGUGGUAUACUGAAGAAAGAAGAGCUGUUCUGUACUUUGCUCCCACCUGAAGCGGACCCCUGCCUUACCAUCAUGGAUGAAGAUCUCUUUGGCAAAUGUCACCCAGUGGAGGACCCAGUAGCCUAUGUGUCAUCCUGUCAACUUGAUUCUUGUGGUAGCCGUGAGCCUCAGGUAGCCGCCUGCCAUGCCCUGGAGGCUUAUGCAAGGCGCUGUGCUGACCUGGACAUCUGCCUCAAUUGGCGAUCUGAAGAACUUUGCCCUAAAACUUGUCAUGGAGGCCAGGAGUACCAGGCAUGUGGGCCAGGCUGUGUACGCACGUGUGAUAACUAUGAGGAGCUUGAGAAGAAUCCUGAUUCUUGUCCUAUCUCCUCUGUUGAUGGCUGCACUUGUCCUGAGGGCAUGGUCCUUGACAAGGGCUCAUGUGUGAAUGAGAGCUACUGCAGAACCUGUGAUGAUGAGGGUCACCGCAUUGGAGAUGAAUGGCAGACAGAUCCAUGCACUACCUGUCAUUGCACAGAAAAAGGCAGUUCCUGCAGUACCAAAACUUGUCCUCACCAGUUGCUUUGUGAAGAAGGAUAUGUUCUUGAGGAGAUUCCUGGCACUGGAGAUGAUUGCUGUGGCCCACUGAAACAUUGCAAGAUAGUUGUACCUGAAAAUUGUACUGAACCCACAAAGCCAAAGGACGGUUGUGGCUAUGGACAGAAACUUAAGAAAAUAGAGGCCCCGGGUCUUUGUCCUCAGUAUGCUUGUGUCUGUCUGGAUCCUGAAGAUUGCCCACCACCUGAAAAGUUGAAAGAAGAAGACCUGGAUGAAGGAGAAGAUAUGAUCCUAGACACCACUGGCUGCUGUCCUAAAUACAUAGCAGAGUGCACUGGUCUGUGCUCCACCCUGACAUGUCCAGCCUUCCAUAACCUGGUGGAGGAGCCACUAAAGGAAGAUGAGUGCUGUCCCAAAAAGAAAUGUGAACUGCCUCCUGAUGUUUGCAUCUACACCCAUGAGUUCCCAGUGCCAUCAAAGGCCAUAAAGUUCCCAGGAGUUACAGAGAAGAAGCUGUACAAGGUGAAUGAGACUUGGCAAGAUGGCAACUGCCUUAAGUGUGUUUGUAAGGAAGAUGGGGAUGGCAAACCUCAUCAUCAGUGUGCUCAUACAAUCUGUCCUCCGGAAACUGAGCAUCCUGACUACGGUGAUUACCAGCUUGAGGUGUUGGAGGUCCCAAACACCUGCUGUCCCAACAUUGUCAGGACAGCCUGUAUUGAUGACUAUGAAGUGAUUGAAGUUGGAGACACACUGCAUGACCCAUUGAAUGGCUGCCGAAGUGUUGACUGUGUCAGGACUCCUGCAGGCAAAGUAGAAAAGGUGGAGAAAAUUUACUCUUGUGAUGAAACUUGCCCACCAGGAUGGGUGUAUGAACCUUCUUCACUAUAUCCUCAACAGUGCUGUGGCACAUGUGUGCAGGUGUCGUGUGUCACAGAUGGUGAAGUUAAAGCUGUAGGAGAGACUUGGCAUUCUGAAGAUCAUUGUACUAUUUACACCUGUGCCAAGAACACCAAUGACCAGAUACAAAUCCAGACAGUAGAAGUGCAGUGCAGCCAGCCCACUGAGGCUGAGCUGACUCUGUAUGUGUACCAGACAAGUGAAGUCCCUGACCAGUGCUGUCCAGCUUAUACCCGCACUGCCUGUCUCCUGGAAAAUAAUCCAAUACCAGCAGGAGAGGAGGUACAAGAUCCCAAUGAUAGCUGCACGACCAUCAGCUGCUCUGAGGGAGCUGAUGGUAAUGUGACACGGCGUGAGAAGGAAACAACAUGUGACAGUGACUGUGAUCUUGGCUAUAUCUACAAACCAGCAACAGCUGGAAGCUUUGAAUGCUGCGGUCAUUGUAUCAAGACUCACUGUGUUGAUGAUGGGAAGGAGUUUUCACUUGGAGAGCGAUGGGAGAGUGAAGGAGAUGUCUGUUAUGAAUACAGCUGCGAGUUACGCAACGACUUGCCAACUAUACUGGCUGUGAAGAAGGAAUGUCCUUACUUUGACCCAGAAUGCCCUGAAAAUGAGAUAAGGCUUGAUGAGUCUGGAUGCUGUAAGCUGUGUAAUGUGACUCGGCAGCCAAAGAGAGACUGCCAGCCUAAAGCUAUUCCACUCUCGGAGACGGUGGGACUCUUCCAACUGUCCACGUGGCGAGUGGGCACCUGCAGGAACCCUAACCCUGUGCCUGACUUCAGGAUGUGUUCUGGCCACUGUGACUCAUCCACAGACUUCAAGGGCCAAGGGAGACAAGCCAAGUAUGUUUCCACUUGCUACUGCUGCAGACCCUCAAGAUUCGAGAAGAUCCGCAUUCAGCUUAAUUGUGAUUCUGGCGUGACUUUCAGCCCCGUGUACGACAACAUUGCCGAGUGUGAAUGUCUGGAAUGUGGCAACAGCAACAACCCAUCAGAUUAUCCCUUAGAUCAGCCAAUUGUAGAUGAUGACACUGAAUUCUUUUCCUUGACAGAUCCACAGGUCGAUCAGUAGCUAUCUGACACUUUCCCUACUCUACCUAGUCUUAAUUUAAUGGCUUUGUGAAGUAGAACAUGCUUGCAUCAGCUAAUCUUCAACAACAGUCCAUGAGUGGGGAAAGAAAACUCUUAACACUUGUUACCAUGCAAUCCUUCUUACCCUUCCCUCCAUUCAAAUAAUUGCAUAAUGUAAGUUCACACACACACACACACACACACACUAUACAAUAUAUAUAUAUAUUUUUUUUUUUUUUUUUUUUUUCCAUCUGAAGAGCUAAGCUUAACAUGACCAUUGCUAGGAGGAUAACCAGUGUGUUGUAGCUGUCCAUUUCUUGCUGCCCUUCGUUUUGUAAAUAGUUGCAUUAAAUGUCUGCAAGAGGAAAAAAAAAAAAAAGAGACAGAGAGAGAGAGAGAGAGAGAGAGAGAGAGAGAGAGAGAGCAAAUAAUAAAAGUACAAAAAAAUGGCUUACCACAAUAAAAGAAAUGUUACAUGUAUAUUUUUAUUUAAUCCAAUUGCUACAUGCUACUAACAUAAAUGUAUUAAUUUUUCAACAAAAGAAUGCAAAAAU